Molecule: messenger RNA, 1495 nt
Organism: Sclerotinia trifoliorum
Lineage: Eukaryota; Fungi; Ascomycota; Leotiomycetes; Helotiales; Sclerotiniaceae
Source: the annotation of a GenBank genome assembly
UUCCAGUGUUUCCACUGUUCUACCAGUUUUUCUGAUUUGAUCUUGCUGGUUGUGCUGAAAAGGUCUCCAUUUACCUUAUUUCGGACCCUCAACAUUUUGCUCCAAAAGCUAAAUCUCGGGCUAGUCCCGCCAAACCAACCCAACCCCGUUAUAAAUCACUACACAUUACUCAUAUUAUUCUGCUCUCCAUAUUUUGCUUCCAUACCUACCUACUUACAUACCUAUCUACCUACGCAACACAAUUCACAAAGAGAAUCCUAGAGGAUACUGCUAUUCAGUCGGAUUACUACGAUAUUGGACGAUUACGAAACGAUUACGAAGAUUACUACUAAAGAAAGAGCGCGCACCAAGUCUUCUUGGAAAUAAAGAAGGGAGAAGAAAUCAAAUUAAAUUGAAAGAAAGUGAAGUGAAGAAAAGGAAAGGAAGCGAAGUGAAGAGAGAGAAAUUACUCAAGAAUAAUAAUGAGUUCUGGUAAAUUCCCCCUCCAUGAUUCUUCCAGCACCUUAUAUCCUCUCACCAUGUCGGAAAUCUACACAGAGAGAGGCGUCUCAUGAAUAUCACGACGUACAUACUAACAAUCACCAGAAACUCCCUUCGAUUAUGCCUUGAGCUCCAACGCCGCAUGGGCAGGCUACAAAAGCCAUCAAAACCCCAAGUUCUUCCCUACCAUGGCCCAAGGUCAAAGUCCUAGUAUCCGUAAGUCCACCUCAGCAUCUUCUCGCGAAGUCCACUCUCCACGCACCCCCUAACAAACAACAAACCUAACAUCUCCACAGUCUGGCUCGGCUGCUCCGAUUCCCGUGUCCCCGAAACUACCGUUCUAGGUCUCCAACCUGGCGAUGUCUUCGUGCACCGUAACAUCGCCAAUAUCGUCUCGCCUACCGAUAUCAAUUCCUCCGCCGUCAUCGAAUACGCCGUUGCGCACUUAAAAGUAGCGCAUAUCGUUUUAUGCGGUCAUACUUGCUGCGGUGGUGCAGCUGCUGCUCUAGGAGGUUCAAGGGUUGGUGGAGUUUUGGAUACUUGGCUUGCACCCAUCAAGGCAUUGAGCAAAAUCCACGAAAAAGAAUUAAAAGCAAUCAAAGAAGAUUCGGGACGAGCGGUUCGUCUGGCGGAGCUGAAUGUUGCGAAAGGAGUAGAGGUACUGAUGGGGAAUGUUGUUGUGGAAGAGGCGAUUCGGGAUAGAGGAUUAAAGAUUCAUGGUGUAGUGUACGAUAUCGCAUGUGGAAAGAUCCGGGAUUUAGGUGUAGGAAACUGUAAUGAGGAGGAGGAGGAAGAAGAAGAGGAAGUUGCAGGUACAGAUGGAGUUGCGGAGUCCAAGGGAGCAAAGGAGUUGGUUAAAGGUGCGCAUGGUAUGCUAGUUUUUGGAAAGGAGGGCGCGAAGCUUAGUACUGCGUAAUUCGAUCACCCCUCUCUCUAUUUGAGGGUUCUACUCUACCAUACGUACGUACGCACGCAUACAUGGGUGUGGUCUUGGAUACACGUAAAUGUUAUAUAC